Messenger RNA from Cryptomeria japonica (Japanese cedar), 1992 nucleotides. RefSeq names its product dof zinc finger protein DOF3.2. The record is from RefSeq and is a predicted model, not a curated record. Gene Ontology annotation, biological process: regulation of DNA-templated transcription. Gene Ontology annotation, molecular function: DNA-binding transcription factor activity; DNA binding. The transcript has 3 exons. Bases 284 to 1315 code for a protein of 343 amino acids. NCBI's taxonomy places the organism in Eukaryota, Viridiplantae, Streptophyta, Pinopsida, Cupressales, Cupressaceae.
ACACCAUUCCAAAACCUAUCGCUUAUCUUGCUUGAUCCCACAUCAAAACUGCCCCCCCCAUCCUCACCCAAAUGAAUAAUUACAUGCCUCUCAGAUCUGUCAAACACAGAACACUGCAGGGCAGCUUCAGUCUCAAGAUAAUUGCAUAAACCAAGUUUACAGAGCAAGCAACCGCUUGAAAACUUUUUUUUCUUUUUUUAUCAGCUCUGUACUAGAUAGAUAGAUAGAGCUUGUGAAAUUCAGAGCAGUAUUUUUUCUGGAUCUUGUGAAUACAGGAAUUGUCAUGGGACCAACUUCUACCCAAGUCUGCAUAGAUUACACUGGGUGUGAGCAGGACAAAGACAUGAAAGCUGGCAUGGAGGAGGAUGUGAUGGGGUGCUCUGGAGUUUUGCUUGCAGAGAGAAGAGGGAAGCCACAUCCUGAGCAAGCCUUGAAGUGUCCAAGGUGUGAUUCAGCAAAUACCAAGUUUUGCUAUUACAAUAACUACAGUUUAUCACAGCCUCGUUACUUCUGCAAGACAUGCAGAAGGUACUGGACUAAAGGAGGAACUCUGAGGAAUGUUCCAGUUGGAGGAGGGUGCAGGAAGAACAAGAGAGCCAAGAGAACAUCUGACGAAGGAAGCUCCAUGUCUACUGUUACUGAUCAUACAAGUAAUGAAUUCAGCCGACUUUUGGAGAAGGACAUUAAUAAUCCCUCCAUCUCAGGCUCUAUGUUUUUUGGGAAUGACAUGAAUGCAGCAUUUGCUAGAAUUCAGGAGGCUGCAAGGCUGGGUGUUGAGGAUUCUGCCUUCACAAGUUCUAAUACUGCUGAUUUCUUGGGAGUAUCAUAUGAUGGUAUGCAUCCAAUGAAAUCCACUGGGUUUUCUGGUAUGGAGUUUCUGAAAUCUCUGAGGAGGAUUGAUGGUGAUGUUGGGGAUGUAAAUUGCUUGCUGGAUCCUCAAUUAGGAGGUCUUUCCAAUUUGGCUCCUUUCACUGGAAUGAAUAGCUUUUAUCCUUGGAGGUCGCAUGAACAGGAGCACAAAUUUGAGGCCCCUGCCAAGGAUCUUGAUGCAGGAUCCAUGCUGAUGAAUUUGGAGGCUCAAACAGCUGAAAAUUCAGUUAAGCAGCCAAAGUUAGAGCUUCUCACAGGCUUGGGCUUUGGUCAGGGUAAAGAAUGGCAAGACCAAUUGCAGGCCAGCUAUCCUACAGCAAGGAAUUCUGCCUACUGGAAUAAUGGAGGAGCAGGAGCAUGGCCAUAUUACACCUCAUCAUCUGCAAGGCGAGCCAACCAUUCUUGUUUUUAUGCAGAGAACCAUCAGCAACAUUUCUUAUUAUAGAUGGGCACAAAGUCAAUAUAUUGUACAGAAUAUUUGAUGGUUAUUGCUGUCAAAUUUAUACGCUGUUUACGCUUAAAUUAUAUCAGAAUGUUGAAAAAACAUAAUAAAAAUUGCAUGAUGGUGGAGAGCGUGAUACGCAAAAAUGAGUGUGAAUUGCAUAAAAGUACGACAGAUUGCAUUGAUCGAUCUACAGUCAAGAAUAGUGGGAAGAAUCAGUCAACUAGAUCGUGAAACAAGAAAACCCAUUUAUAUUCUAAGAGUACAAAAAAUAAGUGCAGCGAGCGAAUACCCAUGAACAAGAAUAAAUCAGAAUGCCUCAAACUGUAGAUCCCCGAGUUAUUCAAGCAUUUUGCAUGGAGUUUUAGUAAUCACCAUGAAGGAAAUUAGUGUCAAACUAAUACCAGGUAGAUUCAUCACCAUUCUGAAUAUAGAUGAAGAGAAUAGAAAGAUCUAAGGAGUAAUAUAGAUACAAAUUCAUAAGAUUUUAGUCUAAUGGUGAAUCUAGAAAAGAAAGAUCUAAGAAGUAAUGUCGCUCUCAAUAGUAGAUUUCCAGCCCUGUGUGAAUGGAAUUAGAGAUUCAAUAUUUGUACGUGGGUCUUUUCUGAAAACAAUAAAUUGGCCUGUUGGGCAAAGCACUUUAUGUUCCUUGAUCACAGUUUAGAAGACAGAGAGAUGGA